UCUGUGUUUGACAGCCUUGUUUCCCCUCAAAAAAGGGAAGUGAGUUUUGCUGAUGCAGCCUGUUUUUUUUAGCUCAGUAGUUGGAUGUGCAGCACACUAGAAGUGCACCAGAGAAGGAAUCAUGAACGCUACGGCUAAUCUUCAGGGAGACGAGGACACCGAGCUGGGCUUGAUGGGGGCCUGUGUGAUCCUGGCCAUGUGUUUUCUGGUGGGCACACCAGGGAACCUGCUGGUGGUGUGGACCAUCCUGAAGCACGUGAAACAGCGCUCACACACGGUGUUGCUCAUCCUUCAUCUGGCCGCAGCAGACCUUCUGGUGCUGAUCACUCUGCCGCUGUGGAUCUACUCACUGGCCCAGUCCUGGGUGUUUGGACAGGCCGCCUGUAAAGCCAUGGUCUACAUGAUCUAUUCCUGCAUGUACAGCAGCGUCUUCAUCAUCACCGUCAUGAGUGUGGAGCGAUUCCUGGCCGUCAGGUACCCAUUCAUCUCCAUCGGCUGGAGAAGAAAACAAGUACUAAACAAGGUGCUUCUAAUAAUAUGGAUUGUUUCAUUUCUCCUGAGCAUUCCCAUAAUUUUAACUCACAAUCUGGGGGACAUUGACGGUCAUGAUCAAUGCAUAUUCAGGGAAUACGAGUCUGACAGCCAAGAGGCUGUUUUGCUCAUUUUAGAAACUCUUAUAGGUUUCAUCGUCCCCUUUUUUACUUUGCUGGUCUGUUAUGGCUGCCUCUUCAGUCGCAUAGUGCAGAUGAACUUUAAGUCCAAGCGUAAAUCCACAGUUCUGAUCUGUGGCGUGGUGGUGAUGUUCGCUCUGUGCUGGAUCCCUCAUCACAUAGGCAACAUUCUUUCCCUUGUUUCACUGGGAAUCAAGCAAUCAAACCCUGAGCUGGCGCAAAGUUUGGAGGACAUCUGCACCACAAUGACCAUUAUAGCAGGAGCCCUGGUGUUCGUCAGUAGCUCGGUCAAUCCGGUGCUCUAUGUGUUUGCCGCACGAACCUUCCGCAGCUCGCUCCGGGAAACAGGGAUACAGAAGCUGUUCCAGCAUCUGUCCAGCGCUGUGUCAGGGGAAGGGAAUAAAGAGUUAUCAUUUGUGUCCAAAAGACAAAGUUCUCACACCACCACCAACUCACAGUGUCUCACAGACUCGAAAAGUCAAGAUGUGGCAGUGGAAUCAUGCGUCAGUACUCCAGACUGACCCUAUCAGGUGUUUUACACCCAGGACUGAACAAUAUUAGGCAUUUUAACUAUUGUUUCUCAAGGAGUGCAUGAAGCUUUUAAAUGUAGGAAUUAUAUUCAAAUGUACACGUUUAAAUCAAGUCAAAUAUUGCUUGUGUCGUAAUUUUUGUGUUCUGAGUAUAUUGUAAUACUCGCUGAGAUGUUUUACUUAACCACAUAUUCUACAAUUACUUUGACUUUGGUUAUAAAACUUCAUUGCAUUUAUAUAUAUGACACUUCUGUCUGACAUAGGUCAGAUUCCCAUGGUAUCUUAUGCAAGCAGAUUGUCCACAGCCGCAGCUGCAGUACACCAUGAUUUCAACAUCUUCUUUUUCCUCAAAUUGCACCGUGUUUUUGUAACUCUUGUAAUGGUGUGAAAGAGGAAGUGGGCAUUAGAAGGAACAGAGAUUUGUCUGGAAGAAGAUUCUCUCUGUUACACUGAGACUUUCUCUUUUACUCUUAUAUCUUGUGUAUGCUUAAAUCAGAAGAAACUCACCCGGGUUUUUUCUUCUUUUACGAAAUCUUUAGUUUGUUCCUUUCAGUGACUGAAUUGAUAGAACUAUUAAAAGGCAAAGUAUUGCCUAUAUAUGUGAGCAUUGAGAUGACAUGCACAUGCCUUGACCUGUGGUUUUACUUCUCUCUCUUUAAAGAUCAUUUUCAUGACUGAACGGAUCAGCUGAGCAUUGCUCAAGAUGAAACCAGAGAACAAAAGAUGCUUAACUUCUUGAGUCUCACAAGAAAUAUUCACCUGAGUUUGGCACUCAAUGGAAACUGAAUGGAGAGCAGACCAACAGUCUCUCUCUGGAAUAAAAUCUUCAGCUGCACCUAGCUUUAUAGCAGAUAUGCCAAAAGUACGGCCCGCGGGCCAAAGUUGUCCCAUUGUAACCUUUGAUUUGGCCCACCAUCCAAUCUGAGAAGAGUGUGAGUAUGAUGGAGAGGGUUGGGCAGAAUGCCUUUUGUCAUUUCUAAUUUGACAAAACCUUUUUUGUUUGUUUGUUUUGUUGCUGAGAUACAAAAAAGCAAACUGACAUUAAAUGUUUCAAUUAAAUGUUGUAAAUGAAUGAGUUUUUAAAAUGUAUAUACUGUCACUCAGAUAGAGGACAUUGCAGAAGACAUCAGUGAGCAAAUCAAGGCAAA
Molecule: messenger RNA, 2349 nt
Organism: Danio aesculapii
Lineage: Eukaryota; Metazoa; Chordata; Actinopteri; Cypriniformes; Danionidae
Exons: 1
Coding region: 122-1192 (356 amino acids)
Biological process (GO): G protein-coupled receptor signaling pathway
Cellular component (GO): membrane
Molecular function (GO): G protein-coupled receptor activity
Source: RefSeq, a predicted model, not a curated record